Carassius gibelio (silver crucian carp) is the source of this 1499-nucleotide messenger RNA. RefSeq lists its product as uncharacterized. The transcript has 2 exons. Bases 239 to 784 code for a protein of 181 amino acids. The record is from RefSeq and is a predicted model, not a curated record. NCBI's taxonomy places the organism in Eukaryota, Metazoa, Chordata, Actinopteri, Cypriniformes, Cyprinidae.
ACCUCAAGCAGUUGCUGAUGCAGGUGUUAGAAGACCGUGGGUAAAAUCAAGAUCACACCAUGAACACCAGAAUGUGACUGCUCUCCCGGUUCAGCCCGAUAGACAAAAGACUGUAGACCCCUGUGAGAUCGACGUGAUACCUAACACCCCCGAGCGAAAACGUCCGAGACAAUCAACUCAACCAGAAGACAAGGAGCUCUGGGACGAGCAUUUUGCUCAAGCAUGGGAUGGAUGCGAUAUGAACGUCCAAUCUAAUGUGGAUCAGGAGAAGAAUUUAAAUCAACCCACAGACACUGUUGAAAACGUCGCAGAUUCAGAUGAUGAUGAUGCAGACAAGCUUCCUUCAAACCAGGAGGAAUACAAGAACCAGCAGCUGAACGACACAAACAAUGACAUUUUGAACACUAUUGUCAAGAACCAAGAAAGAAUUAUAGAGGACCAAGCACGUCAUAAACAGCAGAACGACGCAAACAAAGCCAUUUUGGACACUGUUGCCAAGAACCAAGAACAUCAUAAACAGCAGAACGACGCGAACAAAGCCCUUUUGGACACAGUAGCCAAGAACCAAGAAAGAAUUAUAGAGGACCAAGCACGUCAUAAACAGCAGAACGACGCAAACAAAGCUGUUUUGGACACUGUUGUUAAGGAGCAGCAGAAACACGGGAUCAUCCUUAAACAUAUUGUUGCGUUACUAAAACGUCAUGAUGGUGCACAUGCUAAGGCGGCCUGUGAUCAGGAAAUGACUGUAACGCUGUUAACUGAACUGCUGGAUCUUUUUAAAUAACUGUAUUGGUGAGUCCUAUUUUCUUUACCCAGUUUUUUUUUUUUCUAAGUGUGUAUUAUUUUUGUCACAAGUGUGCAUAGAUGUGGUUUUAUGAUUAGAUUUUUUCCUUCUUCUACGUUUAGUUGUGUGGUGUGUAUUUUGUGAAUAUUUUUAAAUAAAUUAGUGUUAGAAAUGGCUGCAAAACGUUGUCGGGAGUCAUGUGAUGGUGAACAAGAUCCACCGUUAAGGGGCAAUAGGGAUGAUAAUUUCCAAAAUCAACAAAACACCACAGAAAAGCUACUCAGGCUCAUACAGACUGUUGAUGAGAUGAAAAAACACAAGCCGUCUAAAUUGUUAAAAUUAAUAAACAGGGUACAAUCAAGGGCAGAGCCUCCUCCAGAACCGGUUUUUGAUUUUGAACAGUUUUUAAACUCUCAACAGCUAGACGAAGUGUCAGAACCAGUUUUUGAUUUUGAACAGUUUUUAAACUCUCAACAGCUAGACGAAGCCCCCGAACCAGUUUUUGAUUUUGAACAGUUUUUAAACUCUCAACAGCUAGACGAAGCCCCCGAACCAGUUUUUGAUUUUGAACAGUUUUUAAACUCUCAACAGCUAGACGAACUGUCAGAGCCUGUUUUUGAUUUUGAACAGUUUUUAAACUCUCAACAGCUAGACGAAGCCCCCGAACCAGUUUUUGAUUUUGAACAGUUUUUAAAUUCUCAACAGCCAGAUGAGG